This is a messenger RNA of Ochotona princeps (American pika), 1573 nucleotides long. It is a transcript of the gene RBM34, whose product is annotated as RNA binding motif protein 34. Bases 20 to 1324 code for a protein of 434 amino acids. The record is from RefSeq and is a predicted model, not a curated record. NCBI's taxonomy places the organism in Eukaryota, Metazoa, Chordata, Mammalia, Lagomorpha, Ochotonidae. Gene Ontology annotation, molecular function: RNA binding. The transcript has 11 exons.
GGGAGGGCUCGGAGCAAGUAUGGCUGUGGAAGGGAAGAAUGAAAAAAAGAGAAAGCGGAAUGCCGAGUCGGGAGAGAAGCUGGGCGGCGGCGUUGGCGGGCAUCAGGCAGGAGACUACUUGGUGGGACAGGUGGCCGGCAGCUUAGCCCAGGGCAGGCGGCCCUCGGGAGGCGGCGCGGCUCGACUGGCGGCCCUCUUCAGCUCGGCAGAACCCCACGUUCAACCCGUGUAUGUGCCUGUGUCUAAAGAAACCACUAAAAAAAGAAGGCGGGAGGAUGAGGAGGAGGAAGAAAGAGCAUCCCAGACUGCAAGACCUGUGCUGCCAGAACAUGCCAAAAAAGUCGCAGUGAAGAAGAAAGUCUCCACAGCAGACGAAAAUUUGGCAAACAGGGAAAGUGCGCUAGCAACUGCUGAUUUAGAAGAAGAAAAUCAACAGACAAAAGGACACAAAAGGAAAAAUACACAACCCAAAGUUAAAGGAGCAGCUGGAAAAGUACUGGAUGAUGCAGAUCAUAGCUUGGAUGUUAGUCAAAGAAAGAAAAGUCAAAUCAACAAGGAAGAAGAGCGAUUAAAGAAUGAGAGAACCGUGUUUGUUGGCAACUUACCUGUCACAUGUAAUAAGAAGAAACUGAAGUCAUUUUUUAAGGAGUAUGGGCCAAUAGAAUCUGUACGAUUUCGUUCCCUGAUUCCAGCAGAGGGAACUCUAUCCAAAAAGUUGGCAGCAAUCAAGCGUAAAGUUCAUCCUGAUCAGAAAAAUAUUAAUGCUUAUGUUGUGUUUAAGGAUCAGGGUGCUGCCACCAAAGCACUGGCAAGAAAUGGAACCCACAUUGCAGAUGGAUUUCGUAUUAGAGUUGAUCUCGCAUCUGAGACCUCAUCUAGAGACAAAAGAUCAGUGUUUGUGGGGAACCUCCCUUACAAGGUUGAAGAAUCUGCUGUGGAAGAGCACUUUUUGGAUUGUGGGAGUAUCGUGGCUGUGAGGAUUGUGCGAGACCAGGUUACAGGAAUUGGCAAAGGCUUUGGCUACGUGCUCUUCGAGAAUAAAGAUUCUGUUCUUCUUGCUCUGAAACUAAACAAUUCGGAACUAAUGGGAAGAAAACUCAGAGUCAUGCGGUCUGUUAACAAAGAAAAGUUAAAUUCAAAGUCAAAACAUUCAGAUCCACUUAUGAAGACUGGCAGUAAACCUAAGCAAAGACUUAAUUUUGCUUCCAAAAAUAUAGGACAUUCUAAAGGUUUGUUUAUUGGAGAGAAAGCAGUGUGUGCUAAAAAGAAGAAGAAAGGCCAGAAGAAAAGUGGACCAGUUAAGAAGCAAAGAAAACAGAAGUAGCAGUCAGAAACUGGACUUCUUUGAUCCCCUCUGAGCUCUGCUAAUGAAACAGGGUGAACCUGUGUAUUGGGUUUGCUCAUUUUUCACGUCUGGAGUGUAUGAAAUGUGGGCACGUGUGCAUUCUUACUCGUGUACGUUGUAAAUACCGCCUCUGAAGCACUCAGGAUGUAGUAGAACAUGGAAGAUGUGCCACUACUGAUGGUAGUGAUGAUUUCAAGCCUAAAAUGAGCAUUUAGAAUUUUAAUAAUA